AUGGAGGACAAUAGCCCAUACAAGGAUGCCAUUUCGGCAAUCGAUGGCUUGCUCGCAUGCUUCAUCUAUUUUGACAAGACGAGCUCCGAGACCGCGGCCACCUUUCACGAUGAUCUCUGCCAUCAAAUCGAUCGCUACUGGGAGCGCCUUCGACAAAUUACUUCUAUUGAGGCCCCACCUAGCUUCACUGCCCUAUUCAACUCUUUUAACUCUUCGAUACACUUCUAUGAGGUAGCUAUCUUCACUUUUCGCAAUGUAUUGGUUGGCGCCAAGCCAGAUACCCUGAAUGCCGUCUUCUCGCUCUGCAGUUUGUCCUACAUUGCUUCAUGCUGCCUGCGAAACCAUGAGAAUUUCCGGGACAUUGAAGUCUGGAGAAAUGCGAUCCGCGAUCCGCAAGAGCGACAAGUAUUUAGUGAUUUGGCUGCUGUCGUUUGGUCACAGGUGUCCCCAGUCUCAAUUGACGAUACCCUCAAUUCCCAGAUGCCGCCAAGCAUCAGGCCGGGGCCGCCUUCUAUUCAACUAACCGCAGCCACCCAAAUCUCAGCACCUGUACUCGACUUUAUGCAUGAUGGAUGGUUGUUCCGUGAUUUUUCCAAUGCGAAUUGGGAGCUUGAUGCGGCGCCCGAUUCGUCGGUUACAAUUGGCGUUGAGAACUGGCAACGAACUUCAAGUACGCUUGAGGACUUGCAAGGAUCAGCGAUCAUGUCUAACCUUAUCUGCUUCCUGACAGAUUGUGGGGAUCUCCUCCACGUUUUCUCGGGGCGUGGGGUAACAGCCAAGGACUUGUACUCUUGUGUCGCCUUUACUCAAGGAGGGUCUAAGGCUAAAAAUGUGGCCAACACUUGUGCGCAACGCCUAAAGAGCUAUGAUGCAUCUCAAAAUCCAGCCAUGGUAGCAAUACUAUCUAUCGUGGAGAGAUUCAUUGAGCUGGGAUAUCUCCAGAGUCCAGAGGAGCUGCGGAAGUACAUGCUAUGCGUUGGACGGUCAGUCUGCGAAUCAACGGCCACUGUUUCAAGACCGCCAACGCCUCCACGGGCAACGCCUCCCCGCGGUGGAGGUCGACGCAGAGGACCCAGAUUGAUCCCAGGCCGGUGA
Molecule: messenger RNA, 1095 nt
Organism: Fusarium tjaetaba
Lineage: Eukaryota; Fungi; Ascomycota; Sordariomycetes; Hypocreales; Nectriaceae
Exons: 2
Coding region: 1-1095 (364 amino acids)
Source: RefSeq, a predicted model, not a curated record